Molecule: messenger RNA, 513 nt
Organism: Quercus lobata
Lineage: Eukaryota; Viridiplantae; Streptophyta; Magnoliopsida; Fagales; Fagaceae
Product: protein PELOTA 1-like
Exons: 2
Coding region: 1-513 (170 amino acids)
Biological process (GO): nuclear-transcribed mRNA catabolic process, non-stop decay; nuclear-transcribed mRNA catabolic process, no-go decay; nonfunctional rRNA decay
Cellular component (GO): cytoplasm
Source: RefSeq, a predicted model, not a curated record
AUGGCUUCGAGUGCUGACCUGGCAGUGGUUCUCAUGCAACAACAAGGUUUGGCUCACGUGUUCUUGGUUGGGAAAAGGGUCACCACGCUUUGUGCUAAGAUUAAUGGUUCUACUUCUUCUUCUUCUAAUUCUGACAAUACUAUACGGUGUGUCGUAAUAGGAAGUCCUGGUUGUGUAAAAGAUGAGUUUCGAGGUUAUUUACUCUCAGAAGCACAGAGGUUGAAGCUGAAGCCUAUUGAAGACAACAAGUCACGCAUUGUUGUUGCCACUACAAGUCCGAGUAAUACACAUAAUUUGAGCGAGGUUUUGAACGACAAUGCAGUCAUAAAUUUGAUCAGGGAAACGAAUGUUGUGCCAGAGAUUAGGGUGUUUAAGGAGUUCUUAGACAUGCUAACGAGUAACACUGAUCGUGCAUGUUACGGUCCCAAGAGUGUGGAAACUGCACGUGAGAUGCUGGUGAUUGAGACCCUUUUGAUCAUCGAUGAUCUUUCAGGAGCGCUGAGAUUGAGAUGA